AACCACAACAAACCACAAAGGGUUGAAAGUUGCGCGUUCGAUCGAUUUUUGUAACCAAAAAUUGAGCUUUAAUUUCCGAGUUUUCCAUGUAAGCGAUUUAAAAUGAACUCGAGAAAAAUCCAACAUGAAGAGACAUCUCUUGUGUCGUACUACAUUCUGUGCUUUCUUCGAGUAGUUCUGGUCUUCGUGCCCCAAACUGGGUACAUUCAUCCUGAUGAGUUUUUCCAGUCAGUGGAAGUGAUUGUUGGGGACGAAUAUGGUUUGGAAGUCACUAGAACGUGGGAAUUCAAUAACACUUUUCCCAUACGUUCAAUCACUCUUCCGUAUUUCGGAUUGAAGCUGCCAUUCAGUUUUCUAAGGUUCCUAUCCAUGUAUACCAAGUACUAUUUUGGCAUUAAUCUACGGGGAAGUUAUGUGACUCUAGUGUUUCCACGGUUCCUAAUGGUGGCACUAUCUUUCGUCAACGACUGGAGCCUACAGAAGAUUUGCACUGCUUAUGGUUUACAAAGUCAGUUUCGGCUGCUAACGCUAGCCAGUUCCUAUGUAAUGCUCGUAUAUUCCACUAGAACCUUCACAAAUUCGAUUGAAAUGGCCCUGUGCUCGCUAUUGCUUUACAUUGUCAGCGAUUGUAUGAUCCAUUCCAAUACGGUAAUCUACCAAAAAGAGUUUCUCGAAGAGAAAUACCAAAAAGCAAGAAACAAUGUCGAAAAGGUGAAGCUGUACAAAUUGAAGAGUUCACUGCCGCGACAUUCGCUCAACAAAUGUGCCCUGGUUGCAACACUCUGCGUGGCAGGAGUUUUCAACCGUCCAACUUUUCUCCUGUUUGGAAUGCCGCUGGUCUUUCACUGGCUGCUGCGAGGCAUGGGUACCCGGACUGUUUCGUUCGCCGAUUUUAAUGCGCGGAUUGUAACGUUCGUGCUGUCUGCACUACCGGCGCUUGUGUUUUUCAUUGUGGUGGAUUCAUUUUACUAUGGUUAUCUAACACCAGCAGAGCUGGAACGGAUGGAAAUUGGCAUCGAUAACUUUGUGGUGACUCCGCUGAACUUUAUUCGGUAUAACAUCAACUCGGAGAACACCAAGCAGCACGGUGUACACCCCUACUACUUACAUCUGCUGGUGAACAUUCCUGUUCUGUACAAUGUCCUGGGAGUUAUUGCGGUGGUUUCAUUUUUCACUAUUAUGUACAGGUUUGCAUCCAAUGAAUUGACGAACCUUCCCCGAGCACAAUCGUUCGUAGGACUAAUGCUUUCUGCGAUAUUCUUCCCGAUCUUCAUGCUGUCCUCCAUCAACCAUCAGGAACCACGCUUUCUCCUUCCAAUCACCUUGCCACUGGUGCUGUUGUAUGCUCCGAAGCUAAAAAGCGGGUUCUGCAGCUCCUACCCCUUCAAAAUACGAUCCAGAUUCAAGGACUUUUUGUACAACUACGUUCUCAGCACCCGCUCUAGCUCCCGCUAUCUGUUUCAAGUGUGGUACUCUACCAACCUAGCGCUGACCUUGUUUUACGGAUUUAUCCACCAGGGUGGAGUUUACCAGCUAGCGGCCCAUUUCGCCCACCACAUCGAACUGCGAUCAGCAACCACACAAAUCCAUCUGGUCACAAGUCACAUUUACAGCAUGCCACAAUGCUUCCUGAAUUUGCCCAGCAGCCAGACACUGCUGAUAAAUCCAGCAAAUGGCCAAAAGUAUCGCCGAGGAAAACAAUUUUUCCUCUACGAAUACGGCAGUAUGGAACUGCCCGAGCUAUACCGAAAGGUGAAACUCAUACUGGAUAUCAGCGAGAUGAAGGCAAUCAGCAGCAAUCAAAAAUAUGAACUCUACCUGGCCAUACCGUCCAGCUUGGCGGAGGAAUUGAACGAUGUGUUUCACAACCGCACAACGGCUCUAGUUAAACAUAGCCAGGUGACCGUGUUCUAUCCGCACUUAUCGCUGGAAGCUCCACCAAAAAUGUUGGGCCAACAUCUCUGCGGCAUUAACACCGACCUGGACGAAUUGGGUGACACGUGUCCUAUUUACGCCCACGAAGACGAACAAAAUCCAUACUCGCUAGCGCGGAUCCUUAGACAAUUUUCCUCGUUGGCACAUCAGUUCGGUUUGAUCCUGUACCGGAUCGAGGUACGCAAACGAAUCAAAUAACAGGAAAUGGUCCAUGCCAGGCUCACCAGUACGACAAUCUGGAUGACCGCCAGUGAUAUUCGAAGCUAGUCGAAACAUUCCUACGUGUACAUAGUUUAUCUAAAUUUUAUUGUGUUGAUCUCGAUGCAGUUGAAAAAACAAAUGCAUUUCUUUCAAAAAUAGUUACGACGCUAUAAUAUUUGCACAAAUUUGAGUCACAGCAAAUAAAACUUUUCGUUACAUCA
Messenger RNA from Wyeomyia smithii (pitcher-plant mosquito), 2357 nucleotides. RefSeq names its product GPI mannosyltransferase 4 (gene PIG-Z). The record is from RefSeq and is a predicted model, not a curated record. Gene Ontology annotation, cellular component: endoplasmic reticulum membrane. Gene Ontology annotation, molecular function: alpha-1,2-mannosyltransferase activity. NCBI's taxonomy places the organism in Eukaryota, Metazoa, Arthropoda, Insecta, Diptera, Culicidae. The coding region runs from base 103 to 2133 and encodes 676 amino acids. The transcript has 3 exons. Gene Ontology annotation, biological process: GPI anchor biosynthetic process.